CUCUUGGGACUACUCUCUACCUAGGUUAUCAAUUUAUAUAUAUUUGCUUGCUUCCCUCUCAUUGAUGUUAUUUUUCUGUUGUCUUUGAAAUCUCAAUUGAAUUCUAGCCCAGUGGCAAAAGUCUCACAGCUACUCGCGAAUCCAAGUUACUCGUAUUCGAAGAGGCAUCCGCACCUCACCACUCACCAUCAUGCCGUCAAACCUCAACUCCGUGUUCCCCGCAACGGAUCCUGAGUUCAUAUCUUUUCCAAGCAGGAGAAGUGUGGUUCACAGUACGGAGGGAAUGAUCGCAUGCACUCAGCCUCUGGCCGCAAGAUGUGGUCUCAAAAUCCUCGAUGCUGGUGGAAAUGCUGCUGAUGCAGCAGUUGCUGUUGCUGCCGGCCUGAAUCUGACAGAGCCAACAUCAACUGGGAUUGGUGGUGAUAUGUUCUGCCUCUUUUACAAUGCUAAGACCAAGAAGAUCCAGGCUCUGAACGGCUCGGGCCGUGCAGGCAUGAAGUGCACUCUUGAAAAUAUUCGAAAGGAUUUGGGUUUGAAGGAUGGAGAGAAAGGAGACAUUCCUUUGCAUAGCGUCCAUGCAGUCACAGUGCCUGGUGCAGCAGCGGGAUGGGCUGAUACCGUUGAAAGAUUUGGGAGUGGAAAGUUAUCCUUGGAACAAAUCCUAGCUCCAGUUAUUGAAUUGGCAGAGAGAGGCUUCCCAGUUUCUGAGCUUUCGUCCACAAUGUGGAGAAAUGGCGAGAAACUGCUCCAAAAGGCAUCCCCGAAUUUUGCAGAGCUCCUCAAGCAGAAUCCAGACGGCACGUAUCGUGGACCUCGACCUGGUGAGCUCCUCAAGAACCCGAACCUGGCCAACACUUUCCGAACACUCGCCAAAGAAGGAAAGAAAGGUUUUUACACCGGCCGGAUCGCAGAAGCAAUUGUCAAGGUGACCAAGGAUCGCGGUGGAUUUCUCGAACUCGAAGAUCUGCAAAAGCAUCUGGAAUUAGGCAGCGAGCCAGUAGCCCCCAUUUCGAGAAUCUUCAAAGGACAGGGCUACGGCCAGGAUCAGGCAAAGUACGUCGACGGGAUCUCUGGACAGGGCAGUAAUGAAGAUAACACUGGCGUGGAGGUCUGGGAGCACCCGCCAAACGGCCAAGGGAUCGUAGCCCUCAUGGCCCUCGGAAUACUCGAAGAGCUUGAAAAGAGUGGCAAGAUCCCCACCUUCACGAAAGACCAGCACAACUCCGCGGAAUAUCUCCACGCCGUCAUAGAAUCCCUUCGGAUUGCCUUCGCCGAUGCAAGCUGGUGGGUCGCAGACCCUAACGUCUCCAAGGUUCCUGCCGCAGAGCUCGUCUCGGAGAAGUAUCUCGCGGAGAGAGCCAAACUGUUCGACCCCACGAAGGCCAGCGACAAGAUUUACGACCAUGGCAGUCCUGCCCAUAACCAUAGCGACACGGUGUAUUUUGCCGUUACCGACAAGGAAGGCAACGGCAUCUCCUUCAUCAACUCCAACUUCCAUGGUUUCGGCUCGGGCAUCAUCCCCGAGGGCUGUGGAUUCGUGCUGCAGAACCGCGGAGGGAAUUUCCAACUUGAGCCCGGCCAUCCCAAUGCGAUUGCUCCCGGCAAGAGACCCUACCAUACCAUCAUUCCUGCAAUGGUUACCAAUGUCCACGAUGGAAGCCUGCAUUCCGUGUAUGGUGUAAUGGGCGGCUUCAUGCAACCGCAGGGCCAUGUCCAGGUCUUACUGAACAUGUUGGCCUUCAAGUACAACCCUCAGGCAGCUCUCGACGCCCCCCGAUUCUGUAUUGGAGCCGAGGGCAUCCCGGGCGAUGGCAAUGGGAGGAAGGUCUUUUUGGAGGAGGGCAUCAGUGAGGAUGUGUGCGAGCAGUUGAGGAAGAUGGGACACCAAGCAGAGAUCGUCACAGGGUAUGCGAGAGGCGUGUUCGGCAGGGGCCAGGUCAUUAGGUCACACGUAGAGGAUGGAACGGCCGUUUACUCAGCUGGUAGUGACCCGAGAGGAGACGGAGCUGCGUUCCCCGGAUAGAUAGUAUGGGCAUAGCGAGGUUUUGGUCAAUGUGCCAGUUCUCGACGCUAUGUGUUCUGGUUUGGUGACCUGAAAUAUACCCUUCAUUUCUGCAACUUGCUCUAAGUUAAAUCAAAAUGAACCUUUCAACAC
This is a messenger RNA of Amorphotheca resinae ATCC 22711, 2155 nucleotides long. RefSeq lists its product as hypothetical. The record is from RefSeq and is a predicted model, not a curated record. The transcript is spliced from 4 exons. Bases 191 to 2023 code for a protein of 610 amino acids. Lineage: Eukaryota; Fungi; Ascomycota; Leotiomycetes; Helotiales; Amorphothecaceae.